ACAAACGUCAAACAUGGUUGUGGGACCCGUCGAUCACACUAUUCAAGCUGAUAUAAUUUUUGUUAUUGAAGGGACUGCAAUUAACGGCGCUUAUUUAAAUGAUCUAAAGUCAAAUUAUAUUAUACCAACAUUAGAAUAUUUCAGCCAAGGGACAAUUGAAGAUUAUGUCUGUGAAAGUACAAACACACUUUAUGGGAUUGUCACGUAUCAGGCAGCUGACUGCCUACCUAACCUUAGCAGUGACACAUAUGGCCCAUACACCAGUCCUCAGAAAGUGCUCAUGAUGCUUGAGAAAAUCGGAAUGGAGUUUGUAGGAGGCAAGGGUGAGUCACAUGCCAACAUUGCCGAGGGGCUGGCUACAGCUCUGUUGUGUUUUGAGGAUCUGCAGCCCAAGCGAGAUGUGAAUGCUUCACCUCAGAAACAUUGCAUCUUGGUGUGUAACUCACCUCCCUACAUGAUGCCUGUCAGAGAAACCCCUGUGUUUGAUGGACUCAAUGUUGAACAACUAGCUGGGGUACUAAACGAGCGGAACAUUCACCUCUCCAUUUUGUCUCCCCGUAAGAUCCCUGCUCUGUUCAAGUUGUAUGAGAAGGCAGGAGGAGAUCUGCCGAGUCAAACUAAGAACUACGCCAAAGAUCCUCGUCACCUUGUGUUACUCAAAGGUUACAGUUUGAAGGAGAGACCCAUCAGUCCAGGGCCAGUUCCACCUGCAUGCUCAUGCCACUCUGCCACCACAGUUCAUGUCUUCCCCCCUCCCCAAACAGUCCUCAGCAGCCCCAGCCCUUCUACAGACAUUGUCAUUUUGAAGGAGAGACCCAUCAGUCCAGGGCCAGUUCUACCUGCCUGCUCAUGCCACUCUGCCACUACAGCCCAUGUCUUCCGCCCUCCCCAACAUAAACAGUCCUCAGCAGUCCCAGCCCUUCUACAGACAUUGUCAUGUUAUUUUUGUUGUAGUUUGAAGGAGAGACCCAUCAGUCCAGGUUUGAAGGAGAGACCCAUCAGUCCAGGGCCAGUUCUACCUGCCUGCUCAUGCCACUCUGCCACUACAGCCCAUGUCUUCCGCCCUACCCAACAUAAACAGUCCUCAGCAGUCCCAGCCCUUCUACAGACAUUGUCAUGUUAUUUUUGUUGUAGUUUGAAGGAGAGACCCAUCAGUCCAGGGCCAGUUCUACCUGCCUGCUCAUGCCACUCUGCCACUACAGCCCAUGUCUUCCGCCCUCCCCAACAUAAACAGUCCUCAGCAGUCCCAGCCCUUCUACAGACAUUGUCAUGUUAUUUUUGUUGUAGUUUGAAGGAGAGACCCAUCAGUCCAGGGCCAGUUCUACCUGCCUGCUCAUGCCACUCUGCCACUACAGCCCAUGUCUUCCGCCCUCCCCAACAUAAACAGUCCUCAGCAGUCCCAGCCCUUCUACAGACAUUGUCAUGUUAUUUUUGUUGUAGUUUGAAGGAGAGACCCAUCAGUCCAGGGCCAGUUCCACCUGCAUGCUCAUGCCACUCUGCCACUACAGCCCAUGUCUUCCGCCCUCCCCAACAUAAACAGUCCUCAGCAGUCCCAGCCCUUCUACAGACAUUGUCAUGUUAUUUUUGUUGUAGUUUGAAGGAGAGACCCAUCAGUCCAGGGCCAGUUCCACCUGCUCCUCAUGCCAGUCUGCCAAUUCAGUCCAUGUCUUCCCCCCUCCCCAAUAUAAACAGUCCUCAGCAGCCCCAGCCCAUCUUCAAACCUGCCCAGACCACUCCUCCGGUGAUGUUGGGUAGCCAGCAGAGUCCAGCAGCUCAGUCGCAGCCCUCGCCCGCUGCCCAGGCCGCCCCAGCCGCUCAGACAGUAGCCCCCGCCCGUGGUGCUGCCCCCUUCCCCCCCGGCUACAUGCUGCCCCAGGCCAGGGCACGGUGGCCUAUGAUGCCUCCUCAGAACAGAGCCCCGUACACCAACACUGCACAGCAAGGCAGUGCUCUCAUAGCACAACUCACACAACCCCCCACCAUGGCUGUCAACCCUCAGUUCUCCAAAGAUGAGCUCUAUUUUGUAGACCAGCAGAUGAGCCAAAGUCCCCGUAUGAUGGGGGCCCCGUCACCAGGUACUCAACUGACCAGCCCAGCUCAGGCUCCACCUACACCUGCUCAGCCACAGCAGCCUCCCCCACAACCACAGGCCGGCAGAGAGAGACACACUAUCUGGCAGGGUGUGCUGGAGUGGAUUGAAAAAUCAAAAACACCGAAUGACGCACAGAAGAACACCAGGCAUGUGCCAUGUCAGGUCUCUGCCCAUUCCAAGGAUGGUGAACCUGAGCUGAAAGCAGAUUCUUGGCCUCAGAAGCUGAUCAUGCAGUUGAUGCCCAAGCAACUCAUAGGCAACAUUGGAGGAGCUUACCUCAAAAACUCCAAAUCUGUUCUGUUCCAUCCACAACCUUGUGAAGCACUCGAGUCACUCACCAAAGUCAUGAGUUCAGGCUUUGCUGGAUGUGUACACUUCACCAGUCUUUCAACCUCAGCCUGUGACAUCAAGGUGCUGAUCCUACUGUACACAGCUGAAAAGAGAGCUUACCUUGGGUUCAUUCCUAAUGACCAGGCUGCUUUUGUAGACCGUCUGAGGAAAGUGAUUCAGCAUCAGAAGACUUCGCAAGCAAUGAGUCGUCAGGGACAGGGUGGAGCACCAGGCCAGGCACCAGGUAUGAACCCUGCCCAAGGUGUCCAGCAAGGGGCCUCAGGUAUGGGGGGGCCCAUGGCAGGAGGCAUGCAGCAACAGGGGGGCCUUAUGGGUAGACCUAUGGCUUCCAUGGGACAGCAGCAAAACACUCUUGUGGGUCAGGCAGGACAGGCAGGAGGUGCUGUAGUCAGUCAGGCAGGUCCUGGGGGUGGAGGUUUGAUGUCAGGACCUACCACACAGCCUGCUACCAGCCAGGCCAAUAACCAGAUCAAUAUACAGGGAGGAAUGCAGUACAACCCAGGACCUCAGCAGAUGGAGGUGGCCAGGAAACAGAACCUAGUCAAGAUAGAACAGCUCAGACAGACGCUAGAGGCAGCUCAACAACAGGAACAACACUACAAGUCUCAAAUGGAAAUUUUCAACCAUAUGAAGAUCCAGCAACUACAACAAAACUUAGAACAGGCUCAACAACAGGAAAACCUCUUCAAGUCUCAGAUGGAGCAGGAGCAGCAAAAGCACCAGUUGAGAGCACAGUUGCAUCAACUUCAACAACAACAACAACAGAGACAGAUCACACCACAGCAACAGUCCAACAACGCUGGUGGAAUGGCACAACAACAGCUGGCAGGGGCAGCCAACCAACAACAGAUGAUGAGACCUGCCAUGUCCAACAACCCGGGCCUGAGGCAUCUGCUGCAACAGCCUCAAUAUCGACAACAGAUGAUGGGAAUGCAACAGAUGCAGCGUAACACCAACACACAACAACCGUUUGACGACAAUACAUUUGACUUCCUAAACUAGAAAAAUAUCUAUUUAAUCCUCGGGUCUCGGGAUUAUGUUAAUUCUAUAUGUUUACUAAACCCAUUUAUUGAUUGUAUACAAAAGUUUGAAUUUUCAAAUUUAAUUCUACAAGUUUACAUUGUAAUAUUUAAAAAAUAAGAUAUUAUUUUUAGAAGCUGUAACAAAAUGUAAUGAUGUUUAUCUAUAAUGACACACACACCCACAAACGUUUUUAUAAGAAACAUAGUAUUACUGAGUACACACUUUUGCUACGUUUAAAGGUCAGUAAGGUGAAUGUAUCUUGAAAUUGUUAGAAAGUGUACCAACAAUUUAUUGAAAUAAGUAUUACUAAGAUGGUUUAUUUUUUGAGAAGCAAAAUACAAGGCCUUCUCUAAAAAUGCCAAAAGUACACUACAAUUUGGUGAAUUUGGUGUGAUUUUUUGUAAAGUAUCUUUAAUAUUUUUAUUUUGUUAUUGUUGAAUAUUUAAUCACUCUUUUAUUUUUAAAAUUGUAAUUUUUUAUUUAGUUUUAAAAUAAGAUUUUAAUUAUGACAUCAACUUGAUGUGUUCGAAGUAUUUUUGUACAACAAUUAAACAUGUUAAGUUAUAUUGUAUUUUUAACAUUUUAACAUUAAAGUAUAUAAAUAGAAGUGUUUAUUGAAGUGCAUGGGCUUAGUUAAUAUUUUAAAAGAUGUGCAUGAAAAUAUUUAUUUAUCAAACAAAUGUAAAUAGCAUAACGAUCGAUCAUAUAUUUAAACCUAAAUUAUCAUGAAAUCUCAGUUCAAAGCUGUUGUAUUUAGUCCUGAUGAAUAUUAGAUUAAUUUAACCUUUUUUGUAAUAUGUAAUACAGACUCCAAAGAAUGUAGUAAAUUA
This is a messenger RNA of Macrosteles quadrilineatus (aster leafhopper), 4296 nucleotides long. Its product is annotated as mediator of RNA polymerase II transcription subunit 25-like. The transcript is spliced from 19 exons. Gene Ontology annotation, biological process: positive regulation of transcription by RNA polymerase II. The record is from RefSeq and is a predicted model, not a curated record. Gene Ontology annotation, cellular component: transcription regulator complex; mediator complex. Lineage: Eukaryota; Metazoa; Arthropoda; Insecta; Hemiptera; Cicadellidae. The coding region runs from base 14 to 3445 and encodes 1143 amino acids.